Messenger RNA from Manihot esculenta (cassava), 1012 nucleotides. RefSeq names its product histone H1. Gene Ontology annotation, biological process: chromosome condensation; nucleosome assembly; negative regulation of DNA recombination. The coding region runs from base 136 to 867 and encodes 243 amino acids. The record is from RefSeq and is a predicted model, not a curated record. Gene Ontology annotation, molecular function: structural constituent of chromatin; double-stranded DNA binding; nucleosomal DNA binding. The transcript is spliced from 2 exons. Lineage: Eukaryota; Viridiplantae; Streptophyta; Magnoliopsida; Malpighiales; Euphorbiaceae. Gene Ontology annotation, cellular component: nucleosome; nucleus.
AUUAUUUAGAAUUUUCUCUCUCCGCUGUCCUUGAACAAGUUCUCAGUCUUUGUAAAGGAAAAAGAAAAAAUAAUAUUUUUCUCUCUCCCUCUCCCCAAGACUUCCUCCGGUUUAAAGAAAGUCCAAUUUAUUAGAAUGGCCGACUCCGAAUUUGAAGCUCCUGCUUUGCCGGCGGUGACCGGUAAGAAGUCCAAGAGAGCCACCACAAAGGCCACAGCGGUCAAGGCCAAUGCUCCAAAAGCCAAGAAGACAGCAGUGGAGAAGAAGGCCAAGUCUCCUCGCGCUUAUCCUUCUUUCCUUGUGAUGAUAACUGAUGCGAUUGUGAUACUGAAAGAGAGGACUGGAUCGAGCCAACAUGCGAUCACUAAGUUCAUCGAAGAGAAGCAAAAGAAGUUGCCUUCGAAUUUUAAAAAGCUUUUGCUGGUUCAAUUGAAGAGACUUGUUGCCUCUGGCAAGCUCGUCAAAGUGAAAAAUUCGUACAAGCUUCCCCCAACUCGCGCUGCUCCGGCCAAAAAACCAGCCGAUGUGAAGCCCAAGGUUGCAACCACCAAGCCAAAAACUGCAAAAGUUGUUGCGAAGCCCAAAGCCAAGGUGGCGACCAAGCCAAAGGCAAAAGCACCUGUGAAAGCUAAGCCAGCAGUGAAGCCGAAGGCUAAGCCAACAGUGAAGCCGAAGGCUAAGCCAACAGUGAAGCCGAAGGCUAAGCCAACAGUGAAGCCGAAGGCUAAGCCAACAGUGAAGCCGAAGGCUAAGUCGGCAGUGAAGUCGAGGGCAAAGCCGAAAACUUCGGCCAAGCCAGCUAAGGUGGCGAAAACUGCUGCCAAAACUUCGGCAGGAAAGAAAACGACGAAGAGGGCGAAGAAAUGAGGUUUGGUCUUGAGUUGGGUAUCUGCAUAUAGGCGCAGCGAUGUAAAUUUGUUGUUUGAUAGUUGCAGGUUGUAACAGAGCUGUUUUGUUUAUGUUACUUUUUCUUAAUUUCUAAAGAAAUUUAAUAGAUUUCAAUUUCAUUAAA